AUGUCUCCGCCGAUGUAUCGGCCAAUUCGAGGCUUCUUCGGAUGGAUAGAGAACGGAGAUGACCCUUCGCAACCACAGUACAUACCAGCACCGCCUAGUAAACACAAAAUUGUGUUCGAUGCUUCCACCAGGAAGUAUUACGAGGCGGAUAUAACACCACUGCCCCGCGAAACCGCGCAGCAUAACUACGACCAAUCGCCAACGCGUGCAGCCAAACGUGAGCGUAACCGCAGCGGAUCACCACCGUCGCUCCCGAGGCCAUCGGUGGGUGCGCGAGAUGCCACCUACUCGGACCGGGCACAUAGCGAGCUUGAUGGCCAAUCUGUCGGGCGUCGAGAUGGUCGGCAGCAAAGCACGCCUCCCAUCAAGCGCGAGCCGUCUCCGUCUGCUGGGCGAAACCGCCGGCCAACAAACUUUGGCUCGACCAACAACCAGCGCAACCAACCACUACCACUACCACAGUUUGGCCCGCACGACAACAAUCGGCCGGCUUUUGGCAUGCGCAGAGAUUAA
Saxophila tyrrhenica is the source of this 513-nucleotide messenger RNA. RefSeq lists its product as uncharacterized. NCBI's taxonomy places the organism in Eukaryota, Fungi, Ascomycota, Dothideomycetes, Mycosphaerellales, Extremaceae. Bases 1 to 513 code for a protein of 170 amino acids. The transcript is spliced from 2 exons. The record is from RefSeq and is a predicted model, not a curated record.